Molecule: messenger RNA, 479 nt
Organism: Pocillopora meandrina
Lineage: Eukaryota; Metazoa; Cnidaria; Anthozoa; Scleractinia; Pocilloporidae
Source: the annotation of a GenBank genome assembly
AUGAGUCAGCAAAGUGCAACAUACUCUUCUCACAGAGGAAUUAAUUCAUUCAAAGUCAUUAUUGGUGUUGCACCUAAUGCUGUAAUAACCUAUGUAAGCAAGUUAUACCAAGGUUCCAUUUCCAAUAAAGCCAUUGUACAGGAGUCAGGCCUCCUCAAUCACUUAACUACCAGGAUAUAGUUCUAGCCGACAAAGGGUUUCUUAUUCAGGACAUUGUGCCCCAUGGAGUUUCAGUUAACAUCCCACCUUUUCUAAACAAAGGGGCUUUCACGGGGAGUGUGGCCAAAGCUACAAAGGCAAUAGGAAGAUACUGCAUAUAUGUAGAAAGAGUAAAUGCAAGGCUAAAAGACUCCAGAAUUUUAGCCUUCAUCCCCUCUUACCUUCGUUGUUACUCUGAUAUCCUGUUGCAGCUGUGUGCCACUCCUGUUAACCUACAAUUUCCAUUAGUCAAGGAGGGGUGUGAGGAUAGGGUUUUUUAA